Messenger RNA from Vombatus ursinus (common wombat), 3227 nucleotides. It is a transcript of the gene JUP, whose product is annotated as junction plakoglobin. Gene Ontology annotation, biological process: cell adhesion; positive regulation of transcription by RNA polymerase II. Lineage: Eukaryota; Metazoa; Chordata; Mammalia; Diprotodontia; Vombatidae. The record is from RefSeq and is a predicted model, not a curated record. Bases 139 to 2283 code for a protein of 714 amino acids. Gene Ontology annotation, cellular component: adherens junction; catenin complex. Gene Ontology annotation, molecular function: transcription coactivator activity; cadherin binding; protein phosphatase binding. The transcript is spliced from 15 exons.
CGCGGCCAGAGUCCGGAGCAGCCACCGCCCGAGCGGAGCCGAUCCUCCGAUCCAAACCCAGCCCAGCCCCAGUCCUGCCCGCUGCUCCGAGCCCUAGCCCCAGCCCGGACCCCGGCUACGAGCGCAGCAGCAACUGCCAUGGAGGUGAUCAACCUGGUUGAGCAGCCCAUCAAGGUGACAGAGUGGCAGCAGACAUACACCUACGACUCGGGCAUCCACUCUGGGGCCAACACCUGUGUGCCAUCAGUCAGCGGCAAAGGUGAUCUAGAAUGCCAGAUGACAAUGACGAGGGCCCAGCGGGUGAGGGCAGCCAUGUACCCUGAGACAACCGAGGACCAUUCUCUCCUAUUGACCACCCAGAUUGAAGGACAGGCCACCAAUGUGCAACGAUUAGCCGAGCCCUCGCAGCUGUUAAAAUCAGCCAUCGUCCACCUCAUCAACUACCAGGAUGAUGCUGAGCUGGCCACACGAGCCCUGCCUGAACUCACCAAGCUGCUCAAUGAUGAGGACCCGGUGGUGGUGAGUAAGGCAGCCAUGAUCGUGAAUCAACUAUCAAAGAAGGAGGCGUCCCGGCGGGCGCUGAUGGGCUCACCCCAGCUGGUGGCCGCUGUUGUGCGCACCAUGCAGAACACCAGUGAUCUGGAUACUGCCCGCUGUACCACCAGUAUCCUGCAUAAUCUGUCUCAUCACCGUGAGGGGCUGCUUGCCAUCUUCAAGUCAGGGGGCAUCCCUGCUUUGGUCCGCAUGCUCAGUUCUCCAGUGGAAUCAGUCCUGUUCUAUGCUAUCACAACAUUGCAUAACCUGCUGCUGUAUCAGGAGGGUGCCAAGAUGGCCGUCCGCCUGGCUGAUGGGCUACAGAAAAUGGUGCCCCUCCUCAACAAGAACAACCCCAAAUUCCUGGCCAUUACCACUGACUGCCUGCAGCUACUUGCAUAUGGCAACCAGGAGAGCAAGCUCAUCAUCCUGGCCAAUGGGGGCCCCCAGGCCCUGGUGCAGAUUAUGCGUAAUUAUAGUUACGAGAAGCUGCUCUGGACCACAAGCCGCGUGCUCAAGGUGCUGUCUGUGUGCCCCAGCAACAAGCCUGCCAUCGUGGAGGCUGGUGGUAUGCAGGCCCUCGGAAAACACUUGACAAGCAACAGCCCUCGCCUUGUGCAAAACUGUCUGUGGACCCUGCGCAACCUCUCAGAUGUAGCCACUAAGCAGGAGGGCCUGGAUAGUGUGUUGAAGGUCUUGGUCAGCCAACUGAGUGUGGACGAUGUGAAUGUGCUGACCUGUGCCACGGGCACACUUUCCAACCUGACCUGCAACAACAGCAAGAACAAGACACUAGUGACGCAGAACAGCGGCGUGGAGGCACUGAUCCAUGCCAUCCUGCGUGCAGGCGACAAAGACGACAUCACCGAGCCUGCUAUCUGUGCACUGCGGCAUCUCACCAGCCGCCACCCGGAGGCCGAGAUGGCCCAGAAUUCUGUGCGCCUCAACUAUGGCAUCCCGGCCAUUGUCAAGCUGCUCAACCAGCCCAACCAAUGGCCUCUGGUUAAGGCAACUAUUGGAUUAAUCAGGAACCUGGCCUUGUGUCCUGCCAACCAUGCUCCCCUGCAAGAGGCGGCGGUCAUUCCCCGCCUUGUCCAGUUGCUGGUCAAGGCCCACCAGGAUGCCCAGCGCCACGUGGCUGCAGGCACACAGCAGCCCUACACGGAUGGUGUAAAGAUGGAGGAAAUUGUAGAAGGCUGUACUGGUGCCCUGCACAUCCUUGCCCGGGAUCCCAUGAACCGCAUGGAAAUCUUCCGGCUGAACACCAUCCCUCUGUUUGUACAGCUCCUGUACUCAUCAGUGGAGAACAUUCAGCGGGUGGCAGCUGGAGUACUGUGUGAGCUGGCCCAGGACAAAGAGGCCGCCGACUCCAUCGAUGCCGAGGGGGCCUCAGCCCCGCUCAUGGAGCUCUUGCAUUGCCGCAAUGAGGGCACUGCAACCUAUGCUGCUGCUGUUCUAUUCCGUAUCUCUGAGGACAAGAACCCGGAUUAUCGCAAACGUGUUUCUGUGGAGCUCACCAAUUCACUCUUCAAACAUGACCCGGCUGCCUGGGAGGCUGCCCAGAGCAUGAUCCCCAUUAAUGAACCUUACCAAGAGGACCUGGAUGCCACAUACCGUUCCAUGUACCCGAAUGAUGGACCCCUGGACCCUAUGGAGAUGCACAUGGAUAUGGAUGGGGACUACCCCAUCGACACCUACAGUGAUGGUCUCCGGCCUCCCUACCCUACUGCUGACCAUAUGCUAGCCUAGCCCAGCCCCUCACUCGUGGGUAUCAUUCUUGAUCCCUAAGUGACUAACUCCAGGUGAGGGACUGAGACAGAAAGUGCCUGAGCAGAGGACCAAGCUGGGUGGCUGGGACUUCACUUGCCCACGCCCAUAACAAGUUCUCCUCUUUAGGGUUUUUAUUAAUUUUGAAUUUUCUUUCUUUGUGUGUGUGUGUGUGUGUGUGUGUGUGUGUGUGUGUGUGUGAGUGUGAGUGCUGUGGGGUGUAGGGCCUGACACCCCCUGACCCUCUCCCCUAGCCCUGUGCCACGGGGGCUUUAUCUUCCUCCCCUGGCUCCUGAAGCUUUAAUAUAUAUAUGCCACUUCUCCAUUACUCUGCCUCAAUGACCUACCCCUGGUUCAAUCACUCAGGCACCUUUGCCCCUUUCCAAACUCUCAGUGCAGGUAGUCUGGAGCCUGGGGAAGCUUUGGUUUGUGCUGAUUUCUGAUUUUGCUUUUUCCAGUCCCCUCCUGAUCCCCAGCCCAGAGUUUAGGACUCAAACUUCAGAAACUCAAAGUUUCUCUAUUCCAAAGGACUGAAAAAUAAAGGGACAGACCACAUGAAAUGAGCCCAGAGAGAGAAAGAGAGUCGUCUCACUCUGGGAGACUUUCUGCUUCUCUCUCCAGGAUGCUGAAUUGGCUUUUUAGCUGAUAAGGAGAGCUCAGUGCACAGCCCCUUCUCUCCUCCCACUUCCCUAUGUAACCACUCUGACCCUGGAGAAGCAACUCAUACUCUUGACUGACCCUCUCUGGUGUGUGGUGUCGGUUUCUUCCCUCUUCUUGUUUCAUUCUCCCCCACUGCCUUGCUUGGGAGUGGUAGGGGAAGCUGAGGGGAACAAUAACUGAGAGUUUGAUUAUAAUCUCUGUAAGUUUUUGGUUAUUGGUUGGUUUUUUUGUAUAGACCAAAGCAAAGAAUAAAAAUAAAAAACGCA